Molecule: messenger RNA, 1871 nt
Organism: Trichomycterus rosablanca
Lineage: Eukaryota; Metazoa; Chordata; Actinopteri; Siluriformes; Trichomycteridae
Gene: lactb
Product: lactamase, beta
Exons: 6
Coding region: 37-1650 (537 amino acids)
Biological process (GO): proteolysis; regulation of lipid metabolic process
Cellular component (GO): mitochondrion
Molecular function (GO): peptidase activity
Source: RefSeq, a predicted model, not a curated record
GUUUAGGAUUUGGGUUUGUUUAAUCCUGUAACAGCAAUGGCGCGGUUGCUAAAUCUGUCCCUGAGGUUUUAUUGCUCCAGGUGCUCUCAGAGUCGGAGCUCAUAUUCCUCCAUGUUUACAUCUCGUUUAAAACCUGACUCUCAGCUGGUAGGUGGCAAAUUCCACCAGCGCAGGUCUCUGACAGAAACUAGACGGAUUUCUCAGUUCUAUAACGGUAAAAGAACAAAGUUCUGGGUCCUAGGGCUCGGAACAGGGUUGCUAAUAGCUUUGGGCUUUAAGCGUUAUGUUUACAACAAUGAGCGCUGCGAGUGUGAGGCUGAGACUCAAGUAAAAACUGAUAGUGUCUCAAAAUACUGCACUGCCAUAGAGAUCAGCCGUGACCUGCUUCAGAGAAUAAAGGAUGAAGUUGGUGCUCCUGGUAUAGUCAUUGGGGUUUCCGUGGAUGGCACUCAGGUGUGGUGUGAAGGUCUAGGCUAUGCUGAUUUAGAGAACAGAGUGGCCUGUGAUGCUGGCACUGUGAUGAGAAUAGCCAGCAUCAGUAAAUCUCUGACUGCAACCGCUGCUGCUAGAGUGUGGGAGGAUGGCAAGCUGGAUCUAGAUGCUCCUGUCCAGAAGUAUGUGCCAGAGUUCCCUGAAAAGCAGUUUGAAGGCAAAGAUGUCACAAUAACUCCACGACUGCUGUUGUCUCAUCUGAGUGGCAUCCGUCACUAUGAAAAAGAUGCCAAGAAAGUAAGAGAGCAAAAGGAGAAAGCAAGACGUCUUCUAAAGUCUCCAGAGAAGAAAGACCAGAAGCUUACUGAUGAGACUAAGACUAAACCCAAAGAAGAGGAGAACACUACAAAGAGCAAAGAUGGCAAGUCAGGAAAAAAGAAGGAGUUUGAGCAGGAAGAGUACUACCUCAAAGACAGGUUUGAGAGUGUCAUUCAGGCUUUGGACCUGUUCAAGGAUGAUCCACUCAUUUACAAACCUGGUACUACAUAUUUCUACUCAACUCAUGCCUUUACCCUUCUGAGUGCUGUGUUGGAGAGAGCAGCAGAGCAGCGUUUCCUGGACCUCAUGCUUAAUAUGUUUCGUGAACUGGGCAUGCUCAAGACUGUGCCGGAGGAAAACGACCCUAUUAUCUACAACCGCUCCAGGUUUUACCAUUUUAAUAAAAAAGGCCGCAUUGUGAACUGCCCUUACGUGGACAACUCCUAUAAAUGGGCUGGAGGUGGCUUCCUCUCCACAGUGGGUGAUCUGCUGCUUUUUGGAAAUGCUAUGCUUUACAGUUACCAACUAGCUGACAUUGAGGAUACAACUGGACUCUUACCAGGCUUCCUCAAACCUAACACAGCUAAGGCUCUGUGGGCUCCUGUGGAUAAAACUGAGCCAUCAUGGGAUAAAGAUGGCCGGUACGCUCAGGGAUGGCUGGUGGUAGAGAAGAAGCAGAAGUAUGGGCAGUGUCGCAUGCGCAGACACUACGUCUCACACACUGGAGGUGCAGUGGGAGCGAGCAGCGUGUUGCUGGUGUUACCCAGUGAGACUUUGGGGCAGGAGGUAACUCCUCCACGGGGAAUUGUGGUGGCAAUCAUUACAAACUUGCAGUCUGUAGGACUUAAUGCAACUGCACUGAAGAUUGCCCAUGAGUUUGAGAAGUCCAGAGACAGCUAAAGUGGAAGUGAUGGAUGUGGAAUUUAAAUAUUCAUAAGCCCUUUUGUGGUUUUACACAUUUCAUAACUUAAUGCUGCCCUGUGUACGUUGUUUACAGUGCUGAGCUAUGAACGUAAAACAACACUUUUUAAAUUGCACUUGGUUUGUCAAUCAUUUGUAUUGUGAUUUUGGCUUUUAUAUGUAAUUUGUAUAGAAUAUUGAAUAAAUAAAUUCAUUCAUUC